AUGGAUGACUUGCUCCAAGUUCAAUCGAUCCAUGACCUUAGAAAGUUUUCUAGGGGAAAGCAGGAAGCAUCAGACCUAAACAAUUUGUGGGAGAAAACGGUACUUCUCAUCAGGGCUUCUCAGGAAGAUGGCAUGAACAAGCCUUUGGAAGAAAUCAACAUUCUCGGCACACUCAUUGAGAAACGUAUGUCUAAUCUUUGUAUUUGGAUGGCUCUACGAUUGCUGCCAUCUUCAUGUCUUUCCCAUCGAGAUAGUCAAGGAAGGAUGCCACUGCACUUGGCUGUUCUCAGCCACAAACAGGAUUACUACUGGCAUAACUGGAGCGGUCUCCCGGCUUGUACCAGAGCUGUUAUGGAUGAAUCAACAGUUUUUGAUAUGUUGAUUAGCGCCUAUCCUGACUCUGCCACUGAACCCGACAGUAACGGCUCUCUGCCUCUUCCUCUGCUGCUACGGGAAUGCAAUCGUUCUUUUGCUGGUCUAACCACGAAGGGUAAGGAGUUUAUGAUGAGAUCUGUUCAGGCUGUUGCCAAACAUGCGCCCCAAGUCUUGACCCUACCAAACCGAGACGACAAUAUGCUCCCUUUUAUGUUGGCCGCUCGUUCUAGUCUUGAUCUGACAUUUGCCAUUCUCAUUGAGCAUCCAUCAGUUUUGGCUUGUGGAACCAAGAAGGCCACUGACCGUGAAAUCUGGCUUACCCGAAAGUUCAGCAAAGCCCAGACUCAGAUUCAAAAGCUUGAGGAUGAGAACCGGCAACUCAGAGCUUUGUUGGCUCAGCAGAAGCAACAAGAACCCGCCCCGCCCCUUCCACCGCGAGUAGCCCCUAUCAAAAUCUACAAUCUACCUUCGCUGCAAUUCCCUACUCCAAAACGCCGCAAUGAUAUGGUUGCUGCCAGUGACGAGGAUGCUCAGGUCUGCAGCGAUCGCCCUUCAAAAGCUCGCCGUCUCGAACCUGGCUACUAG
Seminavis robusta is the source of this 960-nucleotide messenger RNA. Lineage: Eukaryota; Bacillariophyta; Bacillariophyceae; Naviculales; Naviculaceae. The record is from the annotation of a GenBank genome assembly.